Sphaerodactylus townsendi is the source of this 339-nucleotide messenger RNA. RefSeq names its product cystatin-B-like. The annotation marks the transcript as partial. The record is from RefSeq and is a predicted model, not a curated record. NCBI's taxonomy places the organism in Eukaryota, Metazoa, Chordata, Lepidosauria, Squamata, Sphaerodactylidae. The transcript is spliced from 2 exons. Gene Ontology annotation, molecular function: cysteine-type endopeptidase inhibitor activity. Gene Ontology annotation, cellular component: cytosol.
UUUCAGGUGAAACCUCAAUUAGAAGCAAGGGAAAACACGACCUACCCUGUUUUCACUGCUACAGAAUAUAGAUCACAAGUGGUUGCUGGAACAAACUACUUUGUUAAGAUUGACGUGGGUAAUGGCGCUUUUGUACAUGUGCGUAUAUUUCGACCGCUCCCAGGCAGCGACAAGGAAGUCUGCUUGACUGAUUACCAGACUGGAAAAAAGGCGAGUGAUCCACUGAACUACUUUGGCUAGGCAUUCUCUCUGGUCUGAGGCUCUUUUCUACAUGCAGAUCAAAGCUGCUGUGACAAAGUCAGCAAAUGCUUAAAAAUAAAACAAACCAGAUUUGAAAAA